UUGAAACAGGCGUCAAGAGGCCCUCUACACAAGGCUGCGGUCAGUGGACAAUACGAGCUGGUUAAAAUGCUUCUUGGAAGUGGUGAAGAUGUGGAUCAAAGAGAUCAGGUUUUAGUCUCGGCCAAUCUAUGUAAAUCUGAUGCUUACUGAUUCUUACAUUCCUUUCUUGCUUUAGUAGAUUACUAGCAGAAGGUUGUGUUUGGGCUUUGCUCCAGCAUUACAUGCUUUGCUUUCAAGAACCAACACAGCAUUCUGAUUGGCCGGUAUUGACAGGCGUGAUUGACAGACAGCAAAUUUUUGUUUCUUGAAAAUAUCUAUAAGUCGUAGCUGUUCAUCAGUAGACUGCCUAAGUUAUGUUCACACUAUACCUCUUUACCUCUCUGCCCCGGCCCGGGGCAGAGAGAGUUUGGUGUACUAAAUUCUUUUCCUUACUCCUUAAAAUUUACUUCUAUCUCUGGGUUCCAGUACUCGCUCCUACUUAUUUAUUUCCGCGACGGUCCCAAAAGGUGUUCACACUGCAAGAUUGACACAAAACGUAUCCCGUAUGUGACAUUCCACUUUUGAGAUCGGCGCGGCAUAGUUUCGCUUCGUCACAGAAAUCGCUCUGCCACAAUCGUUCUUGUUUAUGAACAGAAGCCCUAUCCGGUAAGAUUUUGGUCGCGGCGUAAAGGCCAUCUUAGUAUAGCAUUGGAUCGCUUUUUUUCAGUCUUAUCUAACUGCGUUAUUCCUCCUGUUUUCUAUAGUUUUCUUUGACUCCUCUUCAUCUUGCCUGUUGGUAUGGAAAGGAAUCUGUUGUCAAACUGUUAUUGACAUACGGAGCGAACGUCAACGCUAAAGACAGCGUAAGUCUGGGGGGUGGGGCAAGGGAAGUUCUUGUUUUUCGAGUACUAUUUAUUCACAUACGAAUCUCUCUGAGAUGUUAACCGUGUUAAUGUAUUCAAUUUUUGGACUUUUAAAGUGCCUAUCACCCGUAUUCAGUUAUAUUAAAGGGACAGGUUCACGGUUCAAAAAUAAAACCUUCGGGUCAACAAUAAAUUUAGCGUUGGUAGUGUUGGCAUAAUCCACUAAUUUUUUCUGCGAUUUUAGUACUCCUCCAUCCUACUUCAGGUUAUACAAUUCUACUUUGAAAUACACUCUGAGAUCGCUGAGAUACAUGUGAGUGGGAUUAUUAACCGAUAGAAUUGAUAAUAAAUUGGAAAGAAGUAAUUUAAUUAAUGAGCAUGCGCUUAACCGUGUACCUGUCCCUUUACGUUUCGAACAUUUGUGUAGUUUAAAGAAUUUUUGCGAAGAAGUAAAAGUUGUUUUGCGUUUCAACACAGUUUUAUCGAAGGACGAAAUCGGCAAUUGGAAGCUAAUUUCCCGCCAUAUUUAUUCAAAAAGUAGUGAUUGAGAGACCUGGCACUAAAUGCUUGUGACGUCAACCCGGUAUCUUGUAGCCAAUAGACCAAUUCGGCUAACUCAAUGUUGUACCCAAUUCAAACCCUUUGGGGUUAAAACGUUUUGUUUCAGGAAUUUCCAUAUCAUUUAAAUGUGAAUGCCAUAUUAUAAUGCAAAUACAAUACACAAAGAAUCUUAACACCGGGAGAUUUGAAUUGAGUACAACAUUGAGUUAGCCGAAUAGGUCUAUCAUGUUAUCGCCGAGACACCGGGUUGACAUCCCAGGCAACUAGGCCCAGUCCCCCAUAAGGCGCUUUUAUUUACUUCGUGAACCGGGAUUUUGAUCGCCUGUUAAAAAUCGAGAUUAAGCUCAAAUCCCAUUCUAUUGCUUGUUUUUGCAUGUUGGACAUGUAAAUACUACAACACUAUAUGUUAUACUACCUUAUGUGGACAUAUCGGUAGUUAGACUAUUUUUCUUGUUGAGAAAUAGCAUGUACAUGUUACUCAUUUUACUCUGCUUGUGACGUUUUUAGUUUCAACGAACCCCUCUGCAAAAAGCUGAGCGUCAAAACCACCACUCCAUAAUGCAGUUGCUAUUAAAGAAUGGUGCCAGGCCAAGUUUUCGUCAACCAGUAAGAUAUCAGAUUGUAUGUCCUACUCGCGAAGCGUUGUCUCUCAGAUGAAAUCGCUUACAUUUCUUGUAUUCUAUUUCGAUAAUGUUUAACGUUACCGUAGGACCUAUACAUUGUCGUAUAAGCUUUUAUUCAAGCUUUUUACACGAAGACCUUAUAUUUGUUCUUCUGUACACGAACAUUAUAUAUGUUUUCUCAGUUACGCCCACCCGUAGAUCAAGAGACAACAAAAACGUCAAAAUUGGUUGGGAGGGUGGAGGUGAGAUCCACAAAGUCUUGUUUUCCAGGCCAGGACUUUUUAACAUCUGUCGAAAGGCCCUUGGACACCUUAUGAAGUUUACACAACGUAGUAUUCCUUAUCAUUUUGCAGAUUAGGGUUAGGCACUGCCUUUACUGAUAAGGGUUAAGCACUUCCUUUCCUGAUUAGGGUUAAGCAAUGUUUCGAAACUGGUUACGUUCUUUUGUUGGGUUGGGGUUGAUGCUAUGUGUACUUUAAUUAUUUCCCUACCAUCCAACAAAUCGUCAGUGGUUUAGUGGUCUAGUGGUAAGUGGAUGGAUAGUGAGGUGUAGUGGCAAUUUAGGUCAUGGGUUCGGAUCCUCUUGUCCUUCACAUCAGUUUUUUUUCUUUUAAAUUGAAGAGACUUGCACUUUCAUAAAUGAUUUUCAGCUUGAAAUAUCAUCUAAGUGUGGUAUAAAAGCAGAAAACAGUUCUACCUUGUGUAAAAAUCAUAAGGGGAGAAAGGGCCUUUCAACGGAUGUUAACGAGUGCUGACCUGUUUACCAACCUUUUUCCCUAUCUGACGGUUUCAAAAUUCUCACGUGAUAUUUGUCGCCCGUUGGAACCCUUUUCAUACUUUUGGUCUUCAAUGAUUAUCAUUACUGUCAAACUCAGAAAAGCAUGAACGUUGAAAAUGUUCAUCGUCUUAUGAUCAAUCCCACUGGAGAUAAGGAAAAAGGAGUUAGCGAGCAGCAAACCAAAAUAUGAAUACCUUUUCUGCUUGCAGCUUACUUCUCCCACACUUCUUUGGCUUCUUCCCUCGACACAUAACAUUCCAGAAAUAUUUUUGGUGUUGAACUUGAUAGAAUAAAAUUUGUGUAACGCGCACGUCUCUUCAUAAAUAUUAUCACGUUUGCGAUUUGUGAAUUUGAUCGUAGUCAGAAUUAUUAACAAAAUGGUGCGAAAAACUCUUAUUCCUAUUUUUAGUGGUCUUCCCUUAUGUUACUAAUGACGCCAUAUAUAUUUUAACCAUAGCAACCAACCACCAUCACAUGUUGUGUUAAAUGUGUCCAUUUGCAAUGAGAAUACAGCGAAACCCUGUUAAUCUAUUGUCUGCAAAAUUAAGUGCCACAUGAAUUUCCUCUUUAAUAUUUUCGCUCAGAAACAUGUUCAUUUUCAUCAUAGGUCUGUCUAAAGAAACUCACAAGAAAAGCUUUCUUGCAAGUGGAUGAACGAUCUGGAUUUAAUCUGCUCCAGGCGACUGUCUUUGAGGAAAAAUACAACAUUGUUUUAAAAGCUGGUGGCCUUUUUGACAACUUUGUGCAAGAAAUGGAACUUACAAAAACAGGAAAUAACGCCAAAACAUUUUCUGGCAAAACGGCAGUUGACUUAUUGUCACUUAGAAAGAGAACAAACCCAUUUAAUGUUGAUAUCAAAAGGAUUUAUGAAAAGUUGGCUGAGGACAAGAGCGGACUCACUGAGCUGCAGUGGGGUUCAUGCAAUGAUGAUGUGGAACGGGCAGUUGAACUUGUAUUAAAUGACGGUGUAGAUAUUAAUGCCUCAGGAUCAGACAGUGGUUACCCAGCUUUGCUGCAGGCCAGUCGUUCAUCCUCAAGUCAGUUUAUUGAGACCCUCAUUGAUCUUGGGGCCGACGUUAAUGCCCAAUUGAGAGAAAGCAAAGAAACUCCACUAAUGUUAGCAGCUGACUGGAACAACUACGUGGCAGCAAGCUUAAUUGUAAGGCAUGGAGCUGAUGUAAAUGUACAGAUUAGUAAUGGGCUCACGCCACUGCACGUUUCGGUCCAAAAAAAUCACGAAAACGUGGUCCGAUUGUUACUUAAACACAACGCAAAUGUUAAUAUUCAAAAUACUAAUGGAUAUACACCCUUGCACUGGUGUGCCUUAAAAGGUAACGAAAACAUCUGUAGAUUGUUACUUGAACACAAAGCGGAUGUAAAUAUUCAAGAUAAUCGUGGAUAUACACCCUUGCACUGGUUUGCCUUAAAGGGAAAUGAAAACCUUUGUAGAUUGUUACUUGGACACAACGCGGGUGUGAAUAUUCAAGAUAAUGAUGGAUAUACACCCUUGCACCGGUGUGCCUUAAAAGCUAACGAAAACAUCUGUAGAUUGUUGCUUGAACACAACGCAGCAGUAAAUAUUCAAGAUACAUGGGGAUAUACACCCUUGCACGAUUGUGCCUUAGAGCAUAACGAAAACAUCUGUAGAUUGUUACUUGAACACAACGCGGAUGUGAAUAUUCAAGAUAAUGAUGGAUAUACACCCUUGCACCGGUGUGCCUUAAAAGCUAACGAAAACAUCUGUAGAUUGUUGCUUGAACACAACGCAGCAGUAAAUAUUCAAGAUACAUGGGGAUACACACCCUUGCACGAUUGUGCCUUAGAGCAUAACGAAAACAUCUGUAGAUUGUUACUUGAACACAACGCGGAUGUGAAUGUUCAAGAUAAUGAUGGAUAUACACCCUUGCACCGGUGUGCCUUAAAAGCUAACGAAAACAUCUGUAGAUUGUUGCUUGAACACAACGCAGCAGUAAAUAUUCAAGAUACAUGGGGAUACACACCCUUGCACGAUUGUGCCUUAGAGGAUAACGAAAACAUCUGUAGAUUGUUACUUGAACACAAAGCGGAUGUAAAUAUUCAAGAUGAAGAUGGAUAUACACCCUUGCACCGGUGUGUCAGAAAGGGGAACGAGAACAUCUGUAGAUUGUUACUUGAACUCAGCGCAGAAGUAAAUCUUCAAGAUAGAUGGGGAUAUACACCCUUGCACGAUUGUGCCUUUGAGGGUAACGAAAACUUCUGUAGAUUGUUACUUGAACGCAACGCGAAUGUAAAUAUUCAAGAUAAUUUUGGAUAUACACCCUUGCACCUGUCAGCUCUUAACAGCGAUUGCAGUAAGAUAAUCGAUCUUCUAGUGAUGUAUGGGCCGCAAAGUGUAAACAUCUGUGAUGCAGAAGGCUUAACUCCUCUUCAAACGGCAGAGAGACAUGGUAACGCACAAGCUGUGAAGAUGCUCGUUGACCUAGGUGCUGAUGUUAGUGCGGUUAAAGCUGAU
Messenger RNA from Porites lobata, 5295 nucleotides. The record is from the annotation of a GenBank genome assembly. NCBI's taxonomy places the organism in Eukaryota, Metazoa, Cnidaria, Anthozoa, Scleractinia, Poritidae.